GGAAGUUUCGAAUCAAGCUUUAGACAAAGUGGGGAAUGAAAUCGAGUUUAGGUUACAAAUAGUAAAUGAAAGGACGAAUAUUGAAUAACUGCGUUGACCUGAUACGUAGGAGCUUGUUUACUAUUCUUUGAACCGGUGGUGCCACAUAUUUAAACUCAAGUUAACUCUGAUUAGUGUUUACACUAAAAUGUGAUUAGUAAAAUAUGUGUGUCUACAGACGCGGUGUUCAGAGUUUUAGGUUUCAUAUCAACAGGGUAUCGAAGGACUCGUUUUAUAGUUGGCCAUGAAUGCAAGUCAAGGAUAUGGACAUUAUGAGCCAUGGUGGUUCGAAAAGGCAUUAGACGACAUUGACUUGAAGGUCGUAACCAUGAACUGGAAUUUCCCUGUUUACCUUUCCAUAAUGUACAUUGGGAUUGUGGUUGCUGGGAAGAAAUGUAUGGAAACACGGAAUAGGUACGACCUUCGAAGGCCAAUGCUAGCGUGGUCCAUUCUUCUUGCAGUAUUCAGCAUCAUCGGCACAACCAGGAUGCUUAUUAUGCUUCAACACUUGUACACCGAAGGUGGCAUUCGUCGAAUUGUGUGUGAUACGGGACUAUAUCACAGACCAAUCACUCGUUUUUGGUGCGCCGCAUUUUUGUAUAGCAAGUUCUUCGAAUACGUGGACACGCUCUUUAUUAUAUUUCGGAAGCAAAACCUUAUUUUUCUACACUGGUACCACCACCUAACAGUUGCUCUGUUUUGUUGGUCAUGCUAUGACGGGAAAAACGCUGGUGGUGCCGUGUUCAUGUCUUUCAACUGCUUCAUUCAUGCCAUGAUGUACACAUACUAUGCCAUACGAGCAGCAGGUGUAAAAUUGCCGCGCUUUGUGUCCAUCGUUAUUACUGGGAGCCAAAUCAUACAAAUGGUGGUGGGGUGUCUUACAAUGUACGGUUUAGUUAUUUGGCGAAGUGAGUCUAGUUGCAGAACUACUGACCAUCAUCUUUUAUCUGGCGUUAUAAUGUACGCUUCUUACCUUGUGCUGUUUAUUCAUUUCUUCUACAAUUCAUACGUGAAAAAGCGGGCCAACAGUUCUCCUCAGAAAGAAGAAAUCCAUUCAAAAGAAGUUACUUUCGCAAAUGAAAUAGAUCAAAAUACAACUAUUCGCCGACGAAAAUAGUCUCAAACUGUUAACCAUAGAGCUAAUUACAUGAACAGAUGCUUAUUAAUUAAUUUAAUUACCGCCAAAUUAUGUGUGUGUAAAAUGUUGUAUUGAUACAAUUGAACGUAACAAUGCUAUUUAUUAUUAAACAAACUUUCAAACUACAAAUAAACAAAAUCUACC
Molecule: messenger RNA, 1321 nt
Organism: Ciona intestinalis (vase tunicate)
Lineage: Eukaryota; Metazoa; Chordata; Ascidiacea; Phlebobranchia; Cionidae
Source: RefSeq, a predicted model, not a curated record